AUGAGUCCUGCGAACACCCACCUCAAUAGUAGUGGAAGAGGUUUCACUAUUCUCUCGUUCUCUCUCUGUGCACUCACAUACUUCUCUUUCUCAUUGUGGCCGCUUCUAGCAGCAGCCCAUACACCUCUUCAUCCUCCACUACGUUUAGGCAGCAGCAGCAUGAGUGUCCAUCAUUAUAAGCCUGUAUGGGGCUGGAGAGUGUACUUGUCCAUGCCAGUGGGAUCUCAUCACAGCAGCAGAGUGAGAGGCACACCGUACAGCUUAAGGAACAUCGUCCAUAACGAUCAACGCAGCAUCGGGAAUGUUAUCACCAACACCAUAAACAACUGUGAUAUCCACAGGCACCAAAAACACCAAUGA
Trypanosoma theileri is the source of this 360-nucleotide messenger RNA. RefSeq lists its product as uncharacterized. The record is from RefSeq and is a predicted model, not a curated record. The coding region runs from base 1 to 360 and encodes 119 amino acids. The transcript has a single exon. NCBI's taxonomy places the organism in Eukaryota, Euglenozoa, Kinetoplastea, Trypanosomatida, Trypanosomatidae.